Tarenaya hassleriana is the source of this 1379-nucleotide messenger RNA. Its product is annotated as peroxidase 27-like. Gene Ontology annotation, cellular component: plasmodesma; plant-type cell wall. Gene Ontology annotation, molecular function: peroxidase activity; heme binding. Gene Ontology annotation, biological process: response to oxidative stress; hydrogen peroxide catabolic process. Bases 58 to 1164 code for a protein of 368 amino acids. The transcript is spliced from 4 exons. NCBI's taxonomy places the organism in Eukaryota, Viridiplantae, Streptophyta, Magnoliopsida, Brassicales, Cleomaceae. The record is from RefSeq and is a predicted model, not a curated record.
AUAGUCCACCCCAUCCCAUCCAUUUGUCUUUAUUAAUUAACUCACUUGACAUCACCUAUGACUAUGACCAGCCAACGUUGCAGCUGCAUGCCCUUUGAUCAGCAUAAAUACCUCCCGUCUUCAUUGUUAUCUUUCACUCAGAAACAAACGCUUUCGGAAGAAUAUUCAAAAAGAAAAAGAAAAAGAAUGGCUGCUUCGAAGAUCGUCUCUCUCUUGUUCUUCCUUCAGCUAAUCUCUCUUCUCUGUUUCUCCGUUCAGACGGACGCGAAAGGAUUGAAACUCCGGUUUUACGACAAGACAUGCCCGAAGGCCGAGCUUAUCGUCCGGAAGAUCGUCUCUGACGCGAUAAAGAAGGCGCCGACUCUUGCGGCUCCACUGCUCAGAAUGUUCUUCCAUGACUGCUUCGUCCGAGGCUGCGAUGGCUCGGUUUUGUUAGAUCGGCCUAAGGGUGAGAAGAGUGCGAUUCCUAACCUCAGCCUCAGAGGAUUCCAUAUCAUAGACAAAGCCAAGAAGGCUCUCGAAAAAGAGUGUCCGGGCAUCGUUUCUUGUUCAGACAUCUUAGCUCUUGUCUCUAGAGACGCAGUUGCUGCUAUUCAUGGACCGUUCUGGGAAGUCGAAACCGGGAGAAGAGACGGCAGGGUCACGAGCGCUGCCGAGGCCCUAUUGAACCUACCAUCGCCUUUCGAUGACGUCUCGAGUCUAAUCUCUCAAUUUCACUCAAAGGGUCUCGACUUGAUAGACCUGGUCGUGCUCUCAGGCGGGCAUACAAUUGGAAACGGACAUUGCCCUCAGAUAACGAACAGGCUAUACAACUUCACCGGAAAAGGAGACAGCGACCCGAGCCUGGACUCGGAGUACGCGGACAGGCUCAGACAGAAGUGCGAGCCCGCCGACCUGACCACGGCUUUGGAGAUGGACCCUGGAAGUUUCAGAACGUUCGACAAGAGUUACUACACGCUGGUAUCGAAGAGAAGGGGAUUGUUCCAGUCUGAUGCUGCUCUUCUCGACCAUCCAGAGGCAAGAGCCUAUGUUCUCCGACAAGCCCGACCUCACGGUUCCACGUUCUUCAAGGAUUUCGGGGUGUCCAUGGUGAGGAUGGGCCGGGUCGGAGUUCUCACGGGUCGGGCCGGGGAGGUCCGGAAGAUGUGCAGGAUGGUUAACUAAGGAAAAAACCACAAUUCAAAUCAAAGCAUAAGCGAAAUUUGCAUUCUUUUGGCUUUUUUUUUUUUACAAAAAAAAAAUUAUUCUCGUGUUCAUUGGGGAUGUCAAGAAUAAUGCGUUACGGUGUUGGGCUUUUAUUUUCUUUUACUGUCUCAGUUAAUAAAAAAGAGAAACUGGUGUGAAAAUUUCGAUACCCAGUUUCUGAAUCUGUCGUUUAA